This is a messenger RNA of Corticium candelabrum, 978 nucleotides long. RefSeq lists its product as uncharacterized. The transcript has 2 exons. The record is from RefSeq and is a predicted model, not a curated record. NCBI's taxonomy places the organism in Eukaryota, Metazoa, Porifera, Homoscleromorpha, Homosclerophorida, Plakinidae. The coding region runs from base 66 to 971 and encodes 301 amino acids.
UGCCCGGUCUGUAUGCUCUGUUUGCGUUCGUAGUCGUGCUUGCGCGUGGAAGGUUGUCUUCAGCGAUGACGUGUCCUGUCGAAUCGACGUUGUGCCCGACGAAUACAACUUGCUGCGAAUCCGUCUACUCACUAAGCGGCUACGGCUGCUGCCUACUGCCUAACGCAGUCUGCUGUGAAAACCGACAAUCCUGUUGCCCUACGGGAUACAUUUGCACAAAUACUACUAACAGCGGAACAGCUUGUAAGAAAGAGGACGGACACGGUGUGUUAAAUGGUGACGAGUUGAACUUUCCCUGCGGUCAGUUUCAAGGACAAGACUGCAAAUCGUCGACUAUCUGCAAUCCUGGACCGGAGUACAACGCCAGCAGUUCGCAACCGACUUGCCUCAUCUUGGGCGACUCCGUCAGUAUUGGCUACACUCCUUUUGUCGUCUCCAAGCUGAAUGGCUCCUGCUUUGUUCAGCAUUCGCCAUGGAGCACCGACGGCGGUGCCUGCUCGACGUCGUACGCUCUAAGCUGCAUAAACAUGUUUACGCGUACAGCACGGCUAAAUCCAAUCCGGCCAAAUGUCUAUCUCUUCAAUUUUGGACUGCACGAUUACAACUUGGGCACGGGGGAUUUCUUUAAUGAAUACGUUGCCGAGCUUACAAAAAUACGAGACCACCUGUUGCAGUCGGGGGCAAAGCUUCUGUGGGCGACGACCACACCCGUGCCGUACAGCCGAGACGUCAAUACUGUUGUGGAGAUACUCAACAAGAUGGCUUUAGGUCAUGUCAUUACUCCGGCGCGUAUUCCGAGUGUCGACCUGUAUCAGGCGGUCAUUGCUAGGUGUGGACCAUCGCCUUUCUGGAACUGCUCUAUUUCGCUCAAUCGUCUGGGCAGUCCGAAUGUGCACUACAACUCGGACGGCUACCAGUACUUAGCGUCGCUCAUAUCUCCAGCAAUCGAGAAGCUGCUCCAUUCACAGUAGAACAAAU